UUUCGCAGGCUAACAGUUGAUCACUGCAGGUGCAGCUUCGAACAUGUCCACUGAGGUACUUUUUCUGAUCGCCACUUUGGCGAUCGUGUUUUACGUUUGGCAGAAGCGGCGCCAUAGCUUUUGGAAACGCCGUGGAGUGAAGGAAAUCGGGCCAGUGCCCAUAUUGGGUGAUACGGUGCGGUUCCUUACCGGAAAGGUGCCAUUCUUCGAACAGAUCAGGGAGUUCCACGAGACUCCCGGCCUGGAGAAUGAGCCGAUCAUCGGAGUAUACCUGGCCUAUCGUCCUGCCCUGGUUAUACGCGAUCUGGAACUUAUAAAGACGGUGAUGAUUAAGAAAUUUAACUACUUCAAUAAUCGCAAACUGCAAACGGAUCCCCAUCACGAUGCCCUGGGCUACAACAAUCUGUUCUUCGUGCGCAGUCCAGAGUGGAAGGAACUGCGGCACAAGAUCUCGCCGGUCUUUACAUCUGGCAAGAUCAAGCAGAUGUAUCCAUUGAUGGUUAAGAUCGGCAAGAACUUGGAGGCCAAUGUCGGGCGUCAACCGAAUGAUUCCGUAGUAAAGAUCAAAAGUCUCUGUGCCCGCUUCACCACAGAUCUGAUCGCGACCAUAGCCUUUGGCCUGGAAGCCAAUGCCCUGCAGGACCCCAAAAGCGAGUUUUUCCACCAUAAUCAGGCUAUCUUUACACCCAGCUUUAGGCGUGCCAUUGACUUUUCUGUCAUAUUCAUGCUGCCAGCGCUGGCCAGUUUGGCUAGGGUGACAGUAUUCUCAAAAGCGACAUCCGAAUUUAUUCGAAAGAGCGUUAAGUAUGUUAUGGCGGAAAGAGAAAAGUCUGGACUGCGCCGCAACGAUCUCGUUGAUAUUCUGUUGGCCCUAAAACGGGAGGCGGCCGCCAGUCCCGACAAGAACAACAAGGCCAAGAACCUGGACUAUUUGAUAGCCCAGGCCGCGGUCUUCCAGACUGCCGGCUACGAGACCAGCUCCUCCACCAUGACGUUGGCACUUUACGAGCUGGCCAAGAAUGAAGAGAUCCAGAACCGUUUGCGACAGGAGAUCGAGGAAUCAUUCGGAGAGGACGAAGAUAUCAGCUACGAGCGCAUCCAGGAGAUGCCAUACCUUACCAAGGUUGUCAACGAGACCCUGCGGUUGUACCCCAUCGUGGGAUAUGCCGAACGUGAAUGUGCACAGCCCGCACAGGGCGAACGCUUCACUCUGGCCCCCCACCACGACAUGGAGCUGCCCGAUGGCACUCCCGUAUACAUCUCGGCUGUGGGCAUACAACGUGACCCCAAAUACUGGCCCGAACCAGAGAAAUUUGAUCCGGAGCGCUUCGAUGCCGCCAACAGGGAUAAGCUGAACAUGGAUGCCUAUAUGCCCUUUGGUGUGGGACCCCGCAACUGCAUAGGGAUGCGACUGGGUCUCCUGCAGUCAAAACUUGGUCUCGUCCAUUUGCUGCGCAAUCAUCGUGUGAACUGGUGCGAUGAGACGGUUAAGACGAUCGAAUUUGCUCCCAUGUGUGCUGUUCUUGCCUCCAAGAAUGAGAUUUACCUCAGAGUGGAGAGGGUUUCUGCCUAGGAUCUUGUUUGUUAUAAGCUUAUAAAUUUUUGUUUUUAUUUGAGUGUACUUUAGAAUUUAUUGGCGAGAGCUAUCAGAAGAAAUUCACCUAUGAACGCAGUCUCUGGUGAUAUUGGAGCUCAAAUGUCAUAUUUAUUGCUGUCUGGCCAUCAUGCCAUUUAUUAGCUGUUGAAUAACCUGUUUUAUGGAUUGAUGGACAGUCCAAUUAGAAUGGGAUUAGGUAAAUCAGAGAUAAAUUAAAUUAAUUAUCUCC
Drosophila obscura is the source of this 1826-nucleotide messenger RNA. It is a transcript of the gene Cyp6w1, whose product is annotated as probable cytochrome P450 6w1. The transcript has 2 exons. NCBI's taxonomy places the organism in Eukaryota, Metazoa, Arthropoda, Insecta, Diptera, Drosophilidae. Gene Ontology annotation, molecular function: iron ion binding; monooxygenase activity; heme binding. The record is from RefSeq and is a predicted model, not a curated record. Gene Ontology annotation, biological process: insecticide catabolic process; response to DDT. Bases 44 to 1573 code for a protein of 509 amino acids.